Elephantulus edwardii (Cape elephant shrew) is the source of this 1752-nucleotide messenger RNA. RefSeq names its product major facilitator superfamily domain containing 6-like (gene MFSD6L). The transcript has a single exon. Lineage: Eukaryota; Metazoa; Chordata; Mammalia; Macroscelidea; Macroscelididae. The coding region runs from base 1 to 1752 and encodes 583 amino acids. The record is from RefSeq and is a predicted model, not a curated record. Gene Ontology annotation, cellular component: membrane.
AUGAGCGCCAACCCCCAGUGGGACAUCAGCAGGGCGCUGGGGAUGGCCAGGCUCUUCCACCUGGUGUGUGGGGUUCGGGAUGCCUGCGUGACCCCCUUCCUGACCCUCUACCUGAGGCAUCUGGGCCUGACGGCGCCCUGGGUGGGCAUCCUCAUGGGCACCAAGCACCUGAUCGCAGCCUUGUGGGCUCCCUUCUGUGCCUUCCUGGCCACGAGCUGUCAGAGGAGGAGAGCGCUGCUCGUGGGCUCGCUGCUUGGCUCCAUGGGCACCAGCCUGCUCAUGGUCCUGGUCCCGCCUCUGGACAACGGCCCGGUGUCGCGGGUGUGUAAUGGAAGCAGCCGUGUGGCUACGACAGUCGGACCUCUGGGGGUCUCACAGGCUGUGGACCUCACCCCAACUCAAGAGUGGGCCUCACGCCACGGAGAGGAGCCUGCGAGGUUUCUAGCCAACAGUACUGAGAUCAUGGAAAUCUCAAGUUUCAGAAACAGAGUUGAGGACAGUGACCAAGAGGUUCUCCGUCAUCUGUCCAGCAACCUAGGGGACUCUGUGGAAAGAGUCAGAACAGGACCCCGAGGUCUUCUCCAUCACACUGCUGCUUUUGAGGUGGUGGGUAGUGUCCUCUCCCCUCUUCCCAAGAGGACACAGCUGGGGCGUCCAGCCAACGUGUCAGUAACCCUGGAGACAGCCCAGCCCCUUGCCCUUUCCUGGCAAGGGCUGCAGUGGACUUUCAUCUUCUCUUUGGGGUCCUUGGUCUUCUGGGAGCUGCUGGCAGCGCCCUUGGAGCAGGUGGCCGACGACAGCCUUUACGAAUACCUGGACUUUGUGGAUGCCACUGACCGCUACCGAAACCUGUGGAUUUGGAGAUCACUGGGCAUGUCAGCAGGCGCGUGUGGCAUCGUGGCUGUGGUGGGGCAGCUGGAUUGUCUUUUGGUGACAAAUGGCCCCAAGAGUGUGUUGCACUUCUACGGCUACUCACUGGUCAGCCCCCUCAUCCUCCUGGUGAGCCUUGCCUUACCUGUUACCGUCUGCAGGCAGCAAGAGUCCAGCUCCAAAAUGGGCAAAGCACUAUCACUCAUAAGGGGCGAACCGUAUCUCAUCCUCCUGGCCCUCACUGUCUUUUUGGUAGGAGCUGCAGUCAGCACUUCGCAAAACUUUCUCUUCUGGCACAUGGAGGACCACGGCAGCAGCGAGCUGGUCAUGGGCUUCUCAGUCGCCCUCAGCUUGCUGGGGGAGGUUCUCCUCCAUCCGUUCAAGGCAGUGCUACUGGGGAAACUGUCCAGGGUGGGCAUGCUGGGGCUGGGCCUGGGCUGCCUGGCUGCACAGCUGCUCUAUUAUUUCUUCCUGUGGAGCUGGUGGUCUGUCCUCCCCAUCCAGAUCCUGGGUGCCUUCAGCAGCAGGAUGAUUUGGUGGGCAGUGGGGGCCUCAUUGGAAGACCUGGCUACUCCUGUAACAGAGAAACCUCUGACUGCCAUGUUCCAAGGCCACUUGUAUGGGGGUGGGUCCAGCCUGGGUAGCCUGGUAGGGGGCUUGGUGGUAAUGUCCUCCAGUGUGGCCAUGCUCUACCAAGCCUGCUGCGGGGUCCUGCUGUUCUGGCUGGCCUUACUCCUUGCCAUCUGGAGGAGGCUACCCCAGGAGCGGAGGAUCAACUACUCCAAGUUGCUGGUCAUGGAGGCCAGCGAUGCCAGCGACUCCGAGGAGGGGACUGAGCGGGACUGGCUUGUGAAAGCCAUGAGGGAGGAACACUCAAACUGA